UGUAUUAUAUUUUUUUAUAUCCUUGUGGGUUCUUUAUUUCAAACCUUUAGAUGCAUUUGUCUUUGAAUCUACUGAAUCCAUUAGACAUUCUGGUGCGUGUUUUGUGUGCAGGUCACGGUGCAUUGUUUCACCAGAUACAAUUUUUCUACCGCAGAGUCGUUACCCUCUGAAUGACCCCAUCGCGUGCUCGCCUCCAGUUUGAUGGUUUAUGUAGUCCCGCUUUUAACCAGAGGGUGGCGCGCGGCUCCAAUCUUUAGGGGCAAACAACAGCUAGUUCGGCGAAACUGUUGCGCGCUCCCGUAUCCAAACAAUUCCACCCUGAUUUCCUGCUUACGCGUGAGUUUACCGCUGGAGGUCAUGGAAUAGGAUUUACGACUGGUCAACAAAAACACGUGACUCUAAGCCGUACCCCAUAUUUGGGAGCCUACGUAAGGGAGCAUUAAGUCUGUGUCUCACUCAUUUCCAUAAUUCAUCAUAAAUUGUGCAAGGGUGUAAUAGAAGCUCAAAACCACCAAGAGAUACAAAUCAAACACAGACGGCAGCAUUGUUCUCUCCAUCAAGGUAGUUGUAGUAACUAAAAUAAUUAUACGGUAAUUGUCAACCAAUGAGCUCUUAUUUUGUGAACUCAUUUUGCGGUCGCUAUCCAAAUGGCGCGGACUAUCCCUUACAUAACUAUGGAGACCACAGCUCCAGUGGCCAAUGCAGAGAUUCUACGGGCAUGCAUUCGGGCAGGUAUGCUUACGGCUACAAUGGAAUGGAUCUCAGCACCGGACGCUCUACCACCGGACACUUUCUCUCAUCUGGUGAGCAAACUCAAAGCUACACAGACAGUCCAACUGCGACGCCUGUCCGGUACAAUCAACCGGUUACCGCGAGCAGCGCCGAGACUUCCUCUGACCCUCUCCCCUGCUCAUCCUUAACCAACUCUCCUGUCAGCGAGCAGUCACACCGCGCCCUGAAAACCUCACUAGCGAGCACCGCUGGCUCUGCGACCAACAGCGUCGGGACGGUUCUCAGUCGCGAGGACGUCUCUAAAGCGUCCAUGGAGGAAGAAAAACCGCCGGGAAGUGCGCAGACAGCUUCACAGAACGUAUCCGAGGCGCCGCAGAUUUAUCCAUGGAUGCGAAAACUUCAUUUAAGUCAUGACAAUUUGACCGGACCGGAGGGGAAAAGGCCCAGGACAGCAUACACACGCUACCAGACACUUGAGCUUGAGAAGGAGUUCCACUUCAACCGGUACCUGACACGUCGCAGACGAAUUGAGAUUGCACACACACUGUGUCUCUCAGAGAGACAAAUCAAAAUAUGGUUUCAAAACCGCAGAAUGAAAUGGAAAAAGGACAACAAAUUGAAGAGUAUGAAUAUGGUGGCAGCAGGAAGCGGAUACCGGCCCUGAAAAUGUGUAUAUUGUAAAUGUGCAUAAACGAAUAAAUUAAAUCUGUCAGUGUUUCUAUACGUGUGUAUGCGCAUAUGCGCGCACACGUCUAAGUGUAUGUUUUACAAGGGGAUGAAGGUUUUUUUUCCCCCCCAUUUCACAAAAGAACAUCCCACUGGUCUUGAGAUAGUAUGGCGCUCUGUUCUGCGGCCUUUGUCGGAAUAAUAAUAAUAAUAGUAAUUAAAACAAUUACCUUCUGUGUUUUCAUGUAAUGUUGCUAAUGUGGAAAGACCUUUGCAUUGACUUAGAAAAGCCACAUAAAGGUGCCAAUUAAUAUCAAACGUUUUGACGAAAAAUGCUUUACGUUUGGUGCGUUUGGUAAGCCACCCUGUAAAGGUUUUUGACUCUUGCUAAAUGAAGCAUAACUUAAAUGCGUUUUGUUGUGUUUUUUAUGUUUUUACUGUUGUAAAUAUAAAUUGAUGUAUUUAAUGUAUUUAUUUUAAUUCGAUAUUUAAAUAUCGAUUGUAUUUAAUUCAUUGUAAAGUUGAAGUAGAAGAAUUUCUUUUUCGUGUUAUACUGUCAUUUUUGUGUAUUGAUAAAAUCGUUAUGUUAAGA
Pimephales promelas (fathead minnow) is the source of this 1990-nucleotide messenger RNA. It is a transcript of the gene hoxa5a, whose product is annotated as homeobox A5a. The record is from RefSeq and is a predicted model, not a curated record. Gene Ontology annotation, molecular function: DNA-binding transcription factor activity, RNA polymerase II-specific; RNA polymerase II cis-regulatory region sequence-specific DNA binding. Gene Ontology annotation, cellular component: nucleus. Lineage: Eukaryota; Metazoa; Chordata; Actinopteri; Cypriniformes; Leuciscidae. Gene Ontology annotation, biological process: anterior/posterior pattern specification; regulation of transcription by RNA polymerase II.